Messenger RNA from Chara braunii, 1719 nucleotides. The record is from the annotation of a GenBank genome assembly. NCBI's taxonomy places the organism in Eukaryota, Viridiplantae, Streptophyta, Charophyceae, Charales, Characeae.
GCACGUGGUAUGUAGCAAUGGUAACGACAGUAAAUGCCAACCACUCUACAGAUGGCUACGGAAAGUGGGAACAGAUGAUUACGUAGCUGUACCGCUGAUGGCAACAGAAAAUGACGAAGAUCUUAAGAGGAUCGAGAGGUGCUUUAUUAAGCGAUGGUCUCCGACAUUCAACCCUCAGGAUAGGCACUCUACACAAUCAAAGAGACGUAAGAAGAGGCUAGGAAAACGGGAGAGGAAAGGGAGGAGGAGUUUAAAAGUAAUGCGGGGUAGCAUUCUUCAUUUCGAGGAUGAGAAUGGCGCUCGGACUACGAAGAUCUCUGAUUAUCUACAACAGGCAAUUAAGAGUGGGAGUAAGGAUCUGCACAUCGUAUGUUCAGGGGAUAUAUGGUGCGAGGACUGGAAAGUCCUCACACGAAGAUUCGGAAUGUCAUUAAUCAAGAUGCAUGGAGUGGCGUGCCUACUCAAGGAAGGGAAAAAGGCAAUUGAACAAGGAGGAGUGCUUACGAUCAAGGAUCCAGCUGAGACAGUCAUCUUCCCCGUUAAGAUCAGAAGGGAGUUUUUGCUCCUGCUUACACAGCCAUGGCGAAGAAAACUGUUGUGGAAGAAAGAAGUUAACGAGUUAUCAUAUAUGUAUCAGGCUUCUAGAGGAUAUGACAACAGGAGUAGACAGAGAAUGAGGAACAUCGUGUCUAGAGUACUAAAUGAGAAGGUAGGCAUUAACGUAAGGAAGAAGCAUACUUUGAAGGUUCCUUAUGACGACAGGGUGAAUAGAAAGAAGAUCAGGGAUGUCGCGAAAGAGAAGAUUGAUGAUCUGGGGAUGAGUGAUGAGAUGACCAACAUCGUGCAAAGACAUAUCCGUGUUGUCUUGACCAAGAAACAGACAAUUGGUGAUUUGUUUCACAACCAUCGAGAAUUUGCUCGCUCGAAUGGUAGCAUAUGCAAUUGUGCAGAUAGCCCCUUCCCGUUGGUGGAAGGACAUGUUCGAUGCUGUUUAUCUGAUCUCCAAGCACUAGACUUCUUUUUCAAUGCACGGAAUAUACCUGUACAACAUACAAGGCAGGUUAGACGAGGCAUUAUGGCUGCUCUACUGGAUGGACUGGGAGAACUUUUUAGUAGUGCAGGAAGGCCGCUCAAUAUACAGAUGAUCGACGUGGAACAAUGCGUGGAGGACAAGGAGCUGACCUGUGAGGACUGGCUACAGGAGGUGCAGCUUUGGAAACGUCGUCUGGCGGGACUGGUGUGCAUGCCGUUGGAUAGAAAUAUGGGUGCAACGUACAUCACCCGCCCGGUGGUGUAUGCAAGAGCAGUACGUGACACUUUCUGGCAUGGCGAGAGCUUUAAUAUGUGUGAAAUGUCGGAUGACAUGGCACUAGCAAGGUGUAAGGAAGAAUACGAGGAGAGGGGAUUGCGAAGGCUCGGAUCGUGGAGAGGGAAAGGAAGAUUUGGAGAUGCAUACGUGAUACCAAAGCAGAAAGAUCCUAGCAGGUGGCGACCAAUAGCGCCUGCAUGGAAUGCGCCGAUGAAAGAGGGGGCAAAGAAGGUGGCAAGAGCUAUGCAAUGCAUGCUUGGAUGCCUCGCUAGAAAGAUUCACUUCAACACUCACCUGUUCCGAACCCGAAAAUGAUCUGCGGUGUGUAUCAUAACCGUACUAUGCCGAUGCCGUGCCAGUAGCAGACUCCCACAGUGAUCCGAACCUGCCAAUAAAUUACCCUAGAGUCC